CUUUCAAUCUAUUAAUAGGAUAGCAUUGCACAAAUAUGGACAGAAAUCCUUCACCCCCCUCAAGUGAUUCAGAGGAAGAAGAAGUGGCUGCUGGAAAUUCCAUUGGAAAUACAGUUUACAGCAAACACUGGCUGAUUAGUGUGCUUGAAAAAUUAAUUGAGGAUACUUCAAAACUGAACAAUGAAGAAGAACAAAUGGAACUAGAUGAAGAGAUGGAGAAUGAUAUUUGCAAAGUAUGGGACAUGUCAAUGGAUAAGGACGUUGCUUUAUUUUUACAAGAGUUUAAAGCCCCUGACAUAUUUAUGGUUUUUCUUGCAAAGUCCAAGUGUCCUCGACUUACUGAAAUCUGUGUAGGUAUUCUGGGAAAUAUGGCCUGCUGCCAAGAUAUAUGCAUAUCUGUUAGUAAAGAUGAGAACCUGGGACAGAUAGUGCUUCAUCGUUUAUGUGAUUCUGAUUCCCCAACUCUGCUUGAAACAAGCAG
Protobothrops mucrosquamatus (brown spotted pit viper) is the source of this 481-nucleotide messenger RNA. Its product is annotated as protein SAAL1-like. The record is from RefSeq and is a predicted model, not a curated record. The transcript is spliced from 5 exons. The annotation marks the transcript as partial. NCBI's taxonomy places the organism in Eukaryota, Metazoa, Chordata, Lepidosauria, Squamata, Viperidae.